CUGAUGCAGCUGACUCUGUGUUUCCAUGAGAACAAAAGACUUCGUCACUGCAGCAACACAAACAUGUCCUGAACAAAGGCGGCCAUGUUUCCAGAAAUCCGUCCUCCCAUAAAUCCCAGCGGCGAGCGGCUCAGAGUGGUUUGACUCUGGGAGCUGCUGAGCGUGAUGCCUCUUCCCCGACGUCGCUCUUCUUUCCUGGGACAGCCGUCCACCGAACGCCCGGCCACUGCCUCCUGCGGCCGGAUGGGCUCGGCCACCACCGCCGCCCCCCGUGGCGUCUUUGUGGGCUCUGCCCCUCCAGUGGGCGGGGCCUCCUGUCUGGGGACGCGGGUGUCCCGGCGAGCUCUGGGCAUCAGCAGUGUGUUCCUGCAGGGGAUGAGGAGCAGCGCAGCGCCAGUGCUUCCCCGCGCCGGGGAACGGUCAGCAGGUCACGGUGCGGCUGCAGGGCUGAACAGCUGCCUGAUGGAGUACCGGGACAAAGUCCGAGCCCUGGAACAGCUGAACCAGCAGCUGGAGGACCAGAUCAGACUCUGUCUGGACCGCAAAGCAUCCAGCGCCGGAGCCUGGGGACCCCUCAGGAGGGACUGGGAGGACGUCUACAGACAGGUCAGUGAAGCCAUCCUGGACAACGCUCGGCUGAUGCUGCAGACGGAGAAUGUUCAGGCCAACGCUGAGGACUUCAAGGACAGGUUUGAGAACGAGCAGCCGUUCAGGAGGGCGGUGGAGGAGGAGAUCAGCUCUCUAUAUAAAGUGAUCGAUGACGCCAACCUGACGAAGGCAGAGCUGGAGGAGCAGAUGGAGAACAUGAGGGCGGAGCUACGCAACCUGGAACUCAGCCACGAGCAGGACGUGCGAGUCCUCUACAGUCAGAUGGCGGGACGUGAGGUGGACGAACCCGAUGCUCCCAUAGAAACCAGUCUAGACCAGAUCCUGGCCUACAUCCGGAGCCACUGGGAGAAGGUGACGGAAAGGAACCGAGCCGAGACCGACAGCUACCUGGAGUGCAAGGAGGCGCAGUGCGUGAGCAGCAGACUGAGUCCUGAGGAGGAGCAGGUGGAGGCGCUGAAGGCCGAGUGUAAUGACACCGGCUGUAAGAUCCAGAGUCUGCAAGCCGAGACCGAGUCCAUCAGAGCGCUGAAACGAGGUCUGGAGAACUCUCUGGAUGACGCCCGGCACUGGCAUGACAUGGAGCUGCAGAACCUGGGCUCCGUGGUGUCCAAGCUGGAGGCGGAGCUCGCAGACGUGCGCAGCGAGAUUGAACAGCAGCGCCGCGACUACGAUACGUUGCUGAGCAACAAGCAGCGACUGGAGCAGGAGAUCGGAAUGUACCACGGCAUCCUCGAUGGAGAGGAGAGCCGCUUCCAGCCUGCAGAGACACCGUGUGCAGGUCUGCACUCAGAGCCUGAGGGGGCUGCCAGUGCUUCUGCUGCUCUGGACUCUAGGACUCAAGGACCUCCAGGACCUCCAGGACAGUGAUCCCAGUAGAGGACGUGAGGAGCAGACUGAAAACCAGCAGAGACCUUCUGGAUGUGGACUCUGUGAGGUGGACCUGGUCUCUGCUGGAGGAUUUUCUACCUGGUGACGUGUGCAGGAAGUCCAGCGUGAACAGAAAUCAGCAGUGAUCUGACCUGAACCCAGUUUCUUCUGAUGAAACGGCUGAAUGUGAAUGUGAUGAGUCUUCAGGUAAACCUGGUCCCAGAACACCUGAGGACCCAACUUGGACUGGUCCCUGUAUCCAGGCUGUACAGGGUCCUGCAUUAGUGCGGCUUCUGUCUGAUCAUUAGACAUUAUGUCAAACUUGUGAGUUACUAAAUAAAGAUUACAAGACGA
Messenger RNA from Dicentrarchus labrax (European seabass), 1830 nucleotides. RefSeq names its product beaded filament structural protein 2, phakinin (gene bfsp2). Gene Ontology annotation, molecular function: structural molecule activity. Gene Ontology annotation, biological process: intermediate filament organization. The transcript is spliced from 7 exons. The coding region runs from base 166 to 1476 and encodes 436 amino acids. The record is from RefSeq and is a predicted model, not a curated record. Gene Ontology annotation, cellular component: intermediate filament. NCBI's taxonomy places the organism in Eukaryota, Metazoa, Chordata, Actinopteri, Moronidae.